AACAGUUACAUUCUUACGUGGCAGACUCCUAUUAGAGAGCCUGACAAACAUUGCCGACGUGGCUUUCCAUUAAAUAAACCGGUACUUUUCUUCUGGCGUCGGGUUCCUGGAUCCUCUCUCGCUGUUACGAGGCUUCUUGGAUCUCUGUAUCAGGUAAUGUGUAAUUUACGGAUUGAAAAUUGAAAGUGUCGAGUUGGGUGAUUUGAUUUUGAAUUCGAGUGUCGAGUUAUCGUUAUGGAGAGUAACAAAGACGAGGCGUUGAGAUGUUUUCGUAUUGCUGAACAAGCUAUUGCUUCUGAAAAUAAAGAGCGUGCAUUGAAAUUUAUUAAAAUUGCGCGACGGCUCAAUCGUGAUUUAUCUGUUGAUGAACUUUUGGCUGCUUGUGAGAAGCUUGGUUCUGGUGAUUCCGGGUUGAAGAGGCGUAUUGAUGAUGGUGAUGAUAAGAAAAUUAAGCGCCCGUUGAAAUUUGAUGAGGAUUUGAAUGGGGAGAGGAAUUAUGGUCAAGAAGAUGUUGAAUUGAUUAGGCAGAUUAAGAGAAAACAAGACUAUUAUGAGAUUCUCGGUGUGGAAAGGACUUCUACAGUAGAGCAGAUUAGGAAGGCAUAUCGAAAAUUGUCGUUGAAGGUCCACCCAGAUAAGAAUAAGGCGCCGGGUUCUGAGGAAGCAUUUAAGAAAGUGAGCAAGGCUUUCAAGUGCUUGAGUGAUGAUGAUUCGAGGAGGCAGUAUGAUCAUGUUGGUUUGUUUGAUGAAUUCGAAUAUAACCAACGGCAUAAUGUUAGGCAGAGGAGAAGGAGAACUCAGCAUGAUUUUUUUUAUGAGGAUUUUGAUCCUGAUGAGAUAUUUAGGUCAUUCUUUGGUCAAACAAAUAUGUUUCGAUCAGCAUAUGUUUAUAGUAAUAGAGAAUCAAGGAGUCAUCAAAGAGAGGAGUUUCAUGGACCAGGGCCUAAUCUUUUGGUUCUUCUUCAGAUAAUUCCUUUUUUGUUGAUAUUAUUGCUUGCUUUCCUGCCAUUUUCAGAGCCCAGUUACUCAUUGCACAAGAAUUUUCACUAUCAGAUUCCUAGGACUACUGAGAAAUAUGGAGUCGAAUUUUAUGUGAAAUCAUUAGCAUUUGAUGAGCACUUUCCUCAUGGUAGUCCUGCUCGAGCUCAUGUUGAGAACAAUGUGGUUAAGGAUUACAAAACAUUGCUUUGGAGGUAUUGUAAUGUAGAGCUACAGAAGCGCCAUUGGAAUAAGAAUCUGCCUACUCCUCACUGCAAUAAACUAGAAAAUUUUGGACUAGCAUAAAGCCUCUUGACAUAAAUAUAUAAAGCUAGCUUAUGGAUCUUUCCUAUAAAUUCGGUAGAGCUAUUACAGCGAGCUCCACAUUUACUUCUGUAUUUCAUCCGGAUGCAAAACCUGACAAAUCUUUCUAGUUCAAGUAGUUCUGACAAAUCUUUCUAGUUCAAGCAGUUCUUCGGCUUUUAUUUUUUUGGGUUGCAAUUUAAGAUUCAGUCUCCUCAUAAAUUGUCACUAAUUUACUUGAGAGAGUAACAAGUUUAACUGCAUAUGGGCAUCCAUUCUGGGCAGAAAGCUAUAGUGCAACUUAGGACGACCGAGCUGCUUUUUUAUCCAAGAAUGAGAACUAAAGCAAUUACUUUAAAACAGAGAUUUACACUUGGCACUGUGAUGAACACUCACUCGAAAGUGUUUAAAGUUUUGGUUACUAGAGGAUCUUAUGUCAGACCGGGUUGUAAUGCAUAUUUCAAGCAACAUUUUGGACCACAUAUUUCUCUUUAGAUGUUUUUUAGUGUUGGCACGAUCUUACAAUCUUAUUUAUCUAAAUAACACGAUGUUUCUUCAA
Molecule: messenger RNA, 1840 nt
Organism: Mangifera indica (mango)
Lineage: Eukaryota; Viridiplantae; Streptophyta; Magnoliopsida; Sapindales; Anacardiaceae
Product: chaperone protein dnaJ 49-like
Exons: 3
Coding region: 235-1284 (349 amino acids)
Biological process (GO): cellular response to misfolded protein
Cellular component (GO): endoplasmic reticulum membrane
Molecular function (GO): Hsp70 protein binding
Source: RefSeq, a predicted model, not a curated record